Messenger RNA from Nezara viridula (southern green stink bug), 7737 nucleotides. The record is from the annotation of a GenBank genome assembly. NCBI's taxonomy places the organism in Eukaryota, Metazoa, Arthropoda, Insecta, Hemiptera, Pentatomidae.
GUCAAGGACUACUCCUCGCCCUGGCCGCUUAUGGUCCUCCCGGGGAUCGGCUCUGCACUCUCGUCGACCUCCAGCGCUAGCCCUCUCGUUUCCUCAUGCCAGCCGCUCAGUCCUCUCCGCGAUCCUGAUCAUGGCGGUCAUGGUUGAGCAGCGGCCGUUCCGGCCCUUCAAGUCCUCCGAGGAAUACCUCGAUGCUAUGAAGGAGGACCUGGCAGAAUGGCUUAACAACCUAUACUCUGAUCUCUACAUCACCGUCGAAAACUUCUGGGACCGGCUAGACACCGGUGUCGCCCUAUGCAGACAUGCCAACAAUGUUCGAAGUUAUGCCGAAAGAUACAUCACCUGGCGUCAAAAUGUAGGAAAGUCGGAAAACAAGGAUGCUAUAAACGUUCUCAAGCACCCGCCGGUAAAAUGCUUCAACAGCGCCAAACAAGGUACGUUUUUCGCGCGUGACAAUGUUUCGAAUUUCAUAGCGUGGUGCCGGCACGCUUUAGGCAUAAUAGAUUGUUUACUAUUCGAAACGGACGAUCUGAUCUUACUGAAGAAUGAGAAGAACGUCAUACUCUGCCUGCUUGAGUUGGCUCGUCAGGGAACCAAGUACGGUAUGCCAGCACCGAUGCUUGUUCUGAUGGAAAGGGAGAUAGAAAAAGAAAUAGCGAGAACUGAGAACGGCGAAACGGUUGACUCCACCAGCGAUGAGGAGUGCGAAGUCGGGGAAGCUAAACCUCAAAUAGUCACGAAUGACCUCAAGAGUUUGGACGAAAUGGUGCGUGUCCAGGUGCAGAUGUGCAAAUGCCCAACUCAGUUCCAAAUGGUGAGGGUGUCGGAGGGCAAGUACCGGAUAGGAGAUACCAAAGUGCUCAUCUUCGUUCGGCUCCUGAGGAACCAUGUGAUGGUGCGGGUGGGUGGUGGAUGGGACACGCUUGCUCACUAUUUGGACAAGCAUGACCCGUGUAGGUGCCGCAGCCAGCACAAAACGUCAGUCUCGGCCAAGCUGAGCGGCGUGAAGACCGGAGGCCCCCAGAUGGAGAUAGCCCACGCGAAGGUUACCUACGAGCGGAAAGAUGCGAGGAAGGACGGGAUGGCCUGGGGCGACCAGACCCACUUCCAGCCGCGGUACCUCUCCCCGACCCACUAGAGUGCCGUGCCGUGCCGUGCCUGUGUCAGUGCGCUGUGUGAUAGUGGUGCGAGAUAAUAGGAUGGUUCACCUCCGACCUCAUCGGCAUUGUCCGUACCUUGUAGAUGUGCCGCAUUGUGAUAGCCGCUGCCGGACCUCCGCUAGGACCUAACCACACCUACAUUCCACCUCUCUUCAUAAUAAAAUACAAACACCUGCUUAUCUGCCCCAGUAUCUGUAAUUGUCUAUUAUCUCCAGUAUCUCUGCUGUACAUUUCCAUGUCACCUAAAAUCGACUAGUUUUACAUCUCAUCGACAAGCCUCCUAUAUCUUAAAAUUCCCUCAGGUACUGAAAAAUGGCUGGUUAGUGAAAAUUUUACUCUUGCAGAUAUUGAUCUUGCUAUAUUGCUAGAAAGGUUGAAUGUGCUCGGUCUUGAACAACGAUUCUGGCAAAGCAGACCUAACAUAGCCAAGUAUUUUAUUAGAAUGAAGCAGAGGGAUUCAUUUAAGAAAAGCAUACCAUCAGCUUUUUUUCAUCUAAAAACUCUCCUUGAAGGCAUUCCCAACUUCUUAUUGUCACUUAUAUAAGAUUCUGCAAAUGAAUAAUUUGUUCUAUUCAUUAAUUACUAAGGCAAUAAUCAAAUUCGCUUUUAAACAUAUGGUGUAAGUGAUUUUCAAGAGGUACACCAUAAAGUGCUAUUAUUUAAAUGCUAUACAUCUCUGCGGUUUAUUAUUUUUUUUUAAUUACCUUUGAUUAUUUUUUAAUAUAAUAUAAAGUUUUGGAGAGCUUAAUUUUUAAUUGUUAAUCAUUUAGAACAUUUUUUUUUUUUUGUAUAAAAGUUAACAUUUUGGUAAUAAAGCAUUUAAAAUGUUUUACCUCAUUUGAAGCUCUCUAAAGAAUCAAAAGUGCAAUAUUAUUUCUUACUGUAUUUAAUUUGUUUAUUUCUCCUAAAGAAUUUAUUAAUGUUACAAGAAUUAUUACUCUAUUAAGUAUGUUAUAACAUAUGUAAUAUUAACUACAACUUAUUUAAGUUGUUAAUUAGUAUUUUUAAUCCAAAUGGUGUUGGUUUGAUAAUUUUAAUAAUAAUUGUUUGUACUUUUAUACUGAAUGUAUGUUAAAGAUUGUCACCUAAAGCUGUUCUAUAUAGAUUAAUGCAUAUACGCACAUCUAUUGUUAAUAUUAAACUUAAAAAUUUUAUAUGAUGUAAGAAAUUUUGAUAUCAGAAUGUCAAUUAUACAAUUAAAUAAAUAUGUAUUAAAUAUUUUGCAUUAUCUUAAAUACUUUAAUCAUAAAUGAAUAGUCGUUUAAUUCUAUGUAUUCUAUUUAAUUCUAUGUAUUUAAACAAACAAAAUUAAAGAAAAAUGGGACAUCGAAAACAUAAAUAAAAAUGCCUAUAAUGAGAGUAAAAAUAAAUCAGAUGAACUUUAUUUAUGUUAGGUGGAUCAAACGAUAAUGGUAACUCCACGCAUAAUGAGCAAAAUUCACAAACUAAGACCAUCAUGUCAGACAGGCAUUAAGGAGAGAAAUCAAACAGAAUUUUUAACACAACUUGCAUGUAGAAACUUAAAUUUCGUUUUAGAAAUUUUGAACAUUUGGCUAAGAAAUGGAAAAGGUCCUCUUUUAUGGCAAUGUUCCAAAAUGUGCAGUUUGUAUUUACAUUGUCAAGCCAUGUGGUGUAAUUCAAAUGAAGAAGUUUGCAUCGGUUAUACUACUUUGAAAUGUCAGUAGAUGAAUUCAGUAACUUGUAGUUUCUAAAACAUUUUCUAGACUGAGGGUCAUUUCGAUCAUUAAGAUCUUCCAGUUUUUCUUUUAAAGCUUCAAACAUAUUAGAAAAAGUAAUUGCACGUUGGAAUAAAGAUGUAGAUGAAGCCAAUGCAGUAUAUUUUGAUUAAAUAAACAUAUAUUUUUUAAUUUUUAUCCGAACUACUGAUUAGAGGUUAAGAGAAGUCAAUAUAAUAUGUAGGUAAUUGGCACAACCAGCUUAGGGAGCUCCAGCAGUCUCCAAUAGAUGGCUUUGUUUUAAGCUACAGCAGUCUUGUAUCUUAUCAUCAUCCUAAGCUCGAUAAUCCAUUACUGGAUCUUGGCUGCCUCAAGAGUUGCCCUCCACGUUUCUCUGUCCUAUGCAGCCAUCCACCAGUUCAUAAUUCCAAGAAUUCUGGCAUCGGUACUUACUCCAUCUAUCCAUCUCUUCUGUUUACACUUUCCUUUUUCCACCAUGCUCAAUGCUGAACAGCUUCUUUGGAGUUGAACUCAUGUUCAUCUGUACAAUGUAACCCGCCAAUUUCAACCUUGCUAUCCAGAUAUAUUUCACCACAUCCGGCUCGGAGACAGUCGAAAUCAGCAGUGCAAUAAGUCAAGGAGGCGCCCUUGUUUACCUCUUAUUCAAUCUGUCAUUAGAAAUGGCUGCCUGAAAAUAAAUUAUUCUGACAAUGUGUACCACGUUUAGCAGUGGUUUAUUUAAUUGUGCAGUGGGACGUGCCAAUGACAUUGACAUCAUGGCGAGGUCAGAACAGACUUUGAAGGAGGUGUUCAUUGCUUUUGAAACAGCUGCCAAAGAAUUUGGCCUUAUAGUCAAUGAGCAAAAAACUAAAUAUAUGUGAGCUGGUUGUGGCAGAGACCAUAUCACAUUCCUAGAUAUUGGCCCCUAUAAGUUCCAGAAAGUGGAAAUCUUUAUGUAUCUAGGGUCCGAGAUGAAUUCCAGGAACGAUGUAUCUCAGGAUGUCAGCAGGCAGAUCAAUGCUGCUGAGUGCUUUCACUGCCUGUCCAAGCAUUUUAAAAGCAAGAAUCUUUCUUCCAGUACAUAAACAAUCCUUAACAAGAACCUGGUACGUCCAGUGCUCACCUAUGUAUCAUAAGCAUAAACAACCACUAAGGCAGAGGGAAAACAUAUUACUGAUUUUCAAGAGAUAAGUACUCAAGAGAAUAUUCAGAGCAUUAAGAGAGGGAGAGUUCUGGAAGAAAAGAAAGAACAGGAAGCUCUAUAACACUUUUAAGGAUGCCAACAAUGGAAAGGAUUUAAAGCUAGGACGACUUUACUGGGCCGACCAGCUUGGUGGGCUUGUGGCGUGGAUGGGUGACCUAGAGAUCCCAAGGAAGGUAAUGACUGGAGGGGUGGACCAAGCAAGUAAAGUAAGGCAGCUCAGAACAAGACGGCUUGAUUAUGUGGAUGCGAGGAGCCGGCUGAAAUCCAGGAACUGGACUGCUGCAGCAUGACAUAGCUGUCUGGCAGAGACUGCUCAAGAAGGCCUAGAUAUAAAAUUUUUAAAAACUAGUUAAAUAGAAUUUGGAAUAAAUAAUAUCAUAAUUCAAAUUUUUGGGAUUUAUUUUAUUCACAGAAUUUUUUUUAAUAACUUUGUAAAUAAACUGUUUUAUGUUUCUUUUUAUCUCUAUACACAAUAAAAUAUAAAAUUGCACUAGGAUCUUGCAAGCAUAAGUGCUAUUUUAUUUCAAUAUGAGCAUACUAUUUUUUUUAAUUUUAUUUUUUUUAAAUUUUUAUGUCCAACAAGAGUUCAAUAUGAAUGUCCUACAAUACGAAAGGUAUUAAGAAUACCAAAAAGGUUAUAAUAAAGAAGCAAAAAAACCUAAUAAUAAAUUUAAAUCAAUGAAAAUGGGUUAUUAAAUAAUCAAAACUUCAUUAUAUAUUUUUUCAUUAUAUCAAAUAAAUUAAAUAUUUAUUAAAAAUGUGUAUAUUUUGUAACAAUAAAGAGGCACAAAGUGAUUUAAAUAAAUUACCUUAAAAAUAAUUCAUGGUAAUACAGAAUUUAAAUGCAAAAAUACAAAAUUUAUAAAUUAUAAUAACAAACAUAAACACAAAAAAAAUCAACAAAAAUAAACUAUAAUUAAUGACUUAAAAUAAACAAUAUAAUAUUACACAAUGUCAUGUUCAUAAAAACCUACAAAACAGACCAAAUCGGAUUUUAAGGACUAGGAUAAUGGCUUGAUUUAAUAGUUGGUUCAGUUCAGAUAAAACAGUUUUUAUGGUUAAAAAGCUUCACAAGGUGUAUUUAAUUGGAAGAUGUUUUCGUUUACAUAACUUAAUAUACAUAAUAAAAAUAAAAUGCUGAGUGCAGUAGUAUUUAAUUCUCCAAAACAUGUACUGUCUUUUUUUUCUUUUUUUCAAAAAAACAAGAUUGAUCUGAAUGUCCAUUCCACCAGGAUUAAUUUCAGUUCAAAUAUUUUAAGACAGAAUGAUGAGGAAAAAUUAGAUGAUUUAUUAGAGUAUUCAGAAUUAAAAACCCAUGUUUUAUAUAAGACUUUUAUGAUUCACGUUCACAAGAAUUUAUUCCAAUAAGUAGCAAGUAUGAAAAUAAAUUCAAAUGGUGGAUUUAACCACAAGCAGACCAAACACUUCCAGAAAUUUUUAAGAAUCGGCAAAAUUUGAAUGAAAUUGAAUUUUUUUCAUUUAAACAAAUUUGUAAGUAUAUAAAACAAAUCAAUAAAGCACACAUGAAUAUAACAUUAUCUCCACUUAGGUAUUAAAUACAAAACAAUGAUUGUUGAAGAAAGGAGCAGCAGAAAGGAAGGGCAUUUUCUAUCAUAGCUGUGAUACAAUAAAUAGGUGUAAAAUAUAAUAAUAGCUGUGAUAAAAUAAUAAAAUUAUUCUUUUUUAUUAUUACUGAAUCAGAAAAAAAGUGGGUUUAUAUCUCAGUAACAAAAAUUGCUUCACAUUUAAAUACUUCUUAAAUUUAUUUCAGUUAAAAUUACUAAUGAAUUGAAAGUAUUUUAAAUGCAAAUAAAUUGAUAACUGCCGUAAAAUGCAAUAUUUUUCUUUUCCAUUAUUAUACUUCAUAUAAUAUAAAAUAAAUAUUUUUCAACCACUACCAAACCAAAAAACAAUUCCGAUCCCAACACCUCACACAAUCAUAGGCAUACACCCAUCAAAAGAAACUACCUUAAAAUAAAAAUAAAUAAUCUUCAUUCAGCAGUUGAUAAAAAAAAAAGAUUUAUUCCAAGUCAAUCCUAAACAUAAGUUAUUAAAUGAAUGGAUUGGUGAUGACUAAAAAUGUCAUGGUUUAUUUGUGCCUUUGCAUGGAAAUCCAAUAUCAGAUAACUUUUAAUCAACAUAUUCAUCAUCAAAGCUUUCUAUAACAGUAAAAUCACAGAAAAACCAGCUCUAGUAAAUAACAGUCUAUUUACAUUAUUUAUAAAAAUAAUUUACAUUUAUAUUUACAAUAGGUUCAAUGUAAAAUACAUUAUGUUUGUAAGACUUCAAGGCAGUUGAUGUAUAACCCACACUUUAUUUUUCAUAAACUUUAAUUGAAGAAUGAAGUAAUUAUGACGUCAGUUUUAAGUAAUCACUUUCAACUAAAACCUAAGCUGUUGUUUCAGUCGGAGUUGCUGUGUUUUCUUCAGGUACUCGAAUGGGCAUUCCCAUGAAUCUAGGCCCAGGAACUUUAUUAGUAACAGAUCCUUUCUUUUUAAGAGGUACAGUCUGUUGCUUGGUUUCUCUGUACUUAAAUAACCCAUCACCAGGCAAAGAUGGAAGUAUCCUUGGAUUAACAUACCAAAGAUAAUAGGUCAAAUACCAAGUAACAACAGCAGUGAUGGCUGCGAGUAGUUUUUCCAACAUGUUAUGAUAAAAGAGUACUGUUGUGAUCAGCAUAAUAUCCCAAAUAAUUACUAAACCAGUAAUUAUUAAAAAUAAGCUUCUGAUAUAUGGUGUAAGUUUAGGGUAAGAAGACUUUAAUCGUUCGAACUCACAAGCAGAAAGAGCUCUCAAUGGUGAAGAAUCGGUAGAACCUUGAGACCUGGAAUGUUCCUCUUCUCUUAUGAGAUCAGAUAUACCUUCCCAACAAUUAAUAACUCUACAUUCUUCAAUCAGUACAAGAGUACUGUACAAAAGUAUAAAACAAUGGCCAGAAAUGUCUAAACUAUGCCAAAAAUAGCCUUUGUUAAGACAGGAAGGUUUUGUUUGAUAUCUAAUAUCUUUGAUAUUACACCUUCCAAAAAUAUUUUCAACAUAAUUAUAAAAAUUUGUCCAAAAAUACCAAAAAAAUGUAGCUACUGCAAAUCUCCCAAGAUGUGUCAGAACUCUAUUCCUUUUUCCACAACAAUAUACAAAACUUGUAAGUGCAUUAAAAGGUAGACCAACAAGUAAAGUCCACCCCCAUCCAAUUUUCACAAAGUAUUUAUUCAGAAAGUUUUCUUUCGAAGCGAAUCCUAGACUACUGAAUGCUCUUGGCAUCGGCAAGACAUCAACCAGUAUAGAAAAUAUAAAUAUAAAUCCCAAGUAUGUAGCAAUACGAAGAUGAAUGUCAAUAAACAACAACUUUUUGCAUAAAUGUUGAAUCAUCAUUAAUAAAAUAUUUUUCACAGAAGGCCUCUCAGCAGUAGGUUUCGUACCACGGUUUUCAUUCUUUUCAAGAAAAGGCCGAAAAUUUAACCUCGAACUAGUAGAGUAUCCCGUUUUCUUCUUAGAAGCCAUGACUGAAACCUCCCAUUUUACUGUCAUCUAGUGAUUAUGUUAACUCAUUUUAUUAGAAAAUGUUUCUAUAAAAUUUAUAAUAAAUAUUUUUUUGAUGAAAAUUAAACUAGUUAGAUUUGACAUAUAUAAAAGUAAAAUUUAGAGUAUUUAUUACUGUAAUGUCAUCUGGACUUGUAUGGUUGUAAUUAUAUCGAAG